GCUGCUUUGGAAACUGUCGUUCGUCAUUUGCCACCCUUGUAAAUUGCGCAUCACAUGAAUUUAUUCAUGUGCAGGAGAGGAAAAUAAGCCACAACCUCGCGUCGACAAAUGUCACGGUAGUGGUAGAUCUAACUCCGACUUGCUUGAAAUUGUAGCGCUGGACGAAUGUUAUUAACGAAAUCCAUUAGCCAAUCAAUCUGUCGCGCACAGUUGUCCAACCGAAAUGACCUCUGGGAGCUAGGCGACUAACCAAUCAAAGACCCUCAUCGGUGCUGAGCGAGAUGCGCGUUUUUAUGGUCUUCUAAUAAUAGCGUUGGCAUAAAACUAGUGUGAGACUAGUCGUCUAUCGGAAGGGCGAUGCCAGGUAUAACCAAGUAUAAUUUAGUGGAUGACGCGCAGGACCUGAGAAUCCCCAUGCACAACGAGGCGGCAUUUCAGCAUGGGGUCUGCUUCGAGGCUAAGUACAUCGGCAGUCUGGAAGUGGGGCGUCCAGGCAGCCGAAUGGAGAUCGUGGCAGCAAUGAGGAGGAUACGGUAUGAAUUCAAACUGAAGAACAUCAAGAAGAAGAAAGUCAACAUCAUUGUGUCUGCGGACGGUGUCAGGGUGGUUUUGCGGACAAAGAAAAAGAGGAAAGAGUGGUCGUGGGAUGACAACACAGUCAUGAUAACACAAGACCCCAUCUACAGGAUUUUCUACGUGUCACACGACGCCCAGGACUUGAAGAUCUUUAGUUACAUUGCUAGAGAUGGACAGAGCAGCAUUUUCCGUUGCAAUGUCUUCAAAUCCAAGAGGAAGUCCCAGGCAAUGCGCAUCGUGCGGACAGUGGGCCAGGCGUUUGACGUGUGCCACCAGCUGACCCUGCAGCGGACAGAGGAGCAGAGUUCUGAGGAUGGAGGCGACAUCAAGGUGGCAGGUGCAGAGGGGGCGGAUAACGUGCCAAGGGUAACUCCAGACAAAAAGAGGUUGGCGUUGACGGAGUCGACUGACCUUGAAGCCACCACGGAGGAGAGCAUUGACUGUCUAUCGUCUGAUAUGGACCAGACUAAAAGCCUUGAACUCCUGUGUAAAGAUGGGACGGAGCCAAUCCUGCAGCGGACGUCCCCAAGGCCCGGGUCAGCUGGGUCGGGCUUGCUGGCUGUGGACUCCAACCGGUCUGUAGAGCACCAGGUCCAACUGCUCCAGAGACAGCUACAGCAGCAGGAACAGCAGGCCCAGGCUGCAGCCUCGCAGGUGCGUGUGCUCCAGGACCAGUUGUCGCUGGAGGUCUGUGCCAGGACAGAGGCUCAGGCCCAAGUCCAGAGACUCCUGCUGCAGAACACAGACCUGCUGAAACACAUCUCCCUGCUGGUCCGACAGAUCCAAGAGCUGGAGCUCAGAACCGCUGGAGGACUUAGCACCAUGGGCUCUCAGGACAGUCUUCUUGAGAUCACCUUCCGUGCCAACCCCCCCUCUGUGCUGCGUGACACCCCCACAACCCCCACCUCUGCGGACCCCCUGCAGGGCCAGUCGCAGAUGACCAACGGCCCCUGGUCGUCCACUUUGCAGGGGGCCUCACCUCCAGGCAGCAGGGCCCCAAACAGCCUGUCUCUUGUGCCAGGCGGCAGUGCCGUGAGGCUGGAGUGCUUCCGUUUCCCCCGCGGCAGAGCGGAGGCCCGCGACCAGGAGGGGGAGAGUCCUAGCUCAUGCGACCAAGACGGUGACUCCCCCCUGGGUGGAGACGAGGUCCUGGGAGCCCUGGAGCUCCUCCGGUUCCGGGAGUCAGGAAUUGGUUCGGAGUACGAGUCCAACACGGACGAGAGCAGUGACAGGGACAGCUGGGGGCACGGUGAGGGGGCGGGGCCUGAAGGGGUGGGGCCAGAGGGGGCGGGGCGUCUCUUCAACGUGCUGAACCCAGAGGGCCUCUCAGAUUCUCUGGGCGAUGAGAUGGCUGUGUAGCCUUCCACAGCUUCCACGCAAGACUCAAAUAAUCUCAUCAUAUACAGACACACUAUGAUGUUACUGACGGGCAGUCUAUGAUGUUACUGACGGGCAGUCUAUGAUGUUACUGACGGGCAGUCUAUGAUGUUACUGACUGGUCGUCUCCCUCUGAUCGCUGGAGUCCUUCAUGUUUUUGGGUUGACGUCUGUUUAUAUUUGCUCCCCUUAAAAUAUGUUAGCUCAGAUGUGUUGCGUUUGUACAUAUGUUGAUAUCUGUUUACACCCUAGUAGCUGUGUUAUUCACAUCGGAUCACAUGUGUUUAGGGUUUCUUUAUGCUCUAUCUUUUGCCCUGACUUACAUUUGUCUGUAGUUAUAGCUGUAUAUUUCUUGCUGUUUGUGCGUCUGUUGUUCCCGGGCACCUGCCUGGCUGCUGUGGUCGGUUCUGUCCUGGGUGUACUGCGUGGUUCUAGUCAGGUGUCAGACCUCUAUCUAAAUACUGUAAAUGGGUCCAGUCUGUUCAACUGUGAAACGCCCUGCCCAGCAUGGAUCGUUGUCGAUGGUUUUAUUUCCCCCUGAAGACUCUUGAUUGUUCGAAAAGGAAUAAAUGUCCAUUGUGAAGACUAGACGUGAACCGGGUGUUGUUUUAAACCCAAACGUUGGUUGUAGCUGUGCUGUACUGCGGUCAGGGUCGACUGAUGAUCUCAUUUUCGAUGAACAAUUCAAUCAAGGCCGUUUACAUGUAAGCGUCUCCCCCCCCCCCCCCUCAUGCAUUCUGUCCUUGUCGCCUAGACAAUGGCACUAUUCGCUUUUGAGUCAACUGAAUAGCAUGAAACAAAAAAAAAUAUUAACCAUUAUGUCUUCAAUGGAGAUCACCAUGGCUACGGUUUUCUCCGUCUCUCCCAAGAAAAAGCCUGCUAGGAUGUACUUCGCCUUUGCAGCGUAACAUAACAAAUUGCUAGGUUGUAGAUUGACUUUGCAUCAUAAUAUAACAACAUAAAACAUCACCAGGAUGUAGGUUGACGUUGCAGCAUAACAUAACACAUUACUAGGAUGUAGGUUGACUUUGCAGCAUAACAUAACAUGUCACUUGGAUGAAGGUUGACAUUGCAGUAAUCCCUCUCUCACAAUACAAUGCAAUUUGAAGCAGGGUAGACUUAGCCAGUAAUACUUGUCAGUAGAAAUGAGAGGCUUCGAGCCAGUUCAGUAUCAUGCAACCAGUCUUUAAGCAAACAAUGCAUCUAUUAAUUUUACUACAACUAGAUUUUCUAGACAUUUUCGACCGGCUUUAUUUGGAUGAAGAAAAUAAUAUAUACAGUAAAUAUUUAGUGGAAGGAGUUAGUCACAUUCCUGUAUAGAUGUUGGGCAUAGGAGAAAAAAAACAGCAUGUUUUUGAGUGUUCAUAACACGCAUGUUUUUGGUCAAUGGCCUAUUUUGUUGCUCACUAACAAGGCAGGGCCUGACAGGAUUCAGACAUCAUACAACGCAGCGCUAGUCUUUCUGCGUUCCCGUCGUUAUCGUCGCCAUGGGGAAAUAACCAUUUUCGCCAGAGCAGAGACAGCAGGAGCAUAUUUUAACGGGUCUCCCUGUAGUCUCUUCACUGCAGCGCUGCGGCCCUCUCAUAUUCUAAUGGCCCUGCUGUCAAAGUCUUUCUGACUCUGAUCCAAACCUCUGACUCAUUGUAUCGGGGCUGAAUCCUUAAGCACUUUUCAGAUCGAUAUGUCUUUUUUCCCCCCUCGGUUGUUUAACGCUCUCAUCUCUUUCUCUCUGAUUCACCUCUCUAAAUCUGCCUCUCUCUCUCUCCCUGACACUCUGCCUCUCCUCUUUGACUUUGUUUCUUUCUGACUCUAUCGUUCUCUCUAAAUGUCUUUCUUCUCCAACUCUGUCUCCCCCUCGAAAGGCCAUUUCAGACAGACAAUGAAGAGAGGAGUUCCCUGCUGAGGAAAACGAAUUAGCUAGCUAGAUGAUCCUGCUGAUGUGAACUACGUGGGAUCAGCACACAGCCAAAAAUGUUCCACUGUGAUUGGUCAACGACAACAGCAGAGCAUCAGAAAUAGAAUAGAUAUCUAUUUUCUGACUCUGUCUGAUGCUAUUUAACAGUCUCACCAGGGCCAAUCCACCACAUUAGCAAAAUGGACAGAAAUGUAUGGUGUUAUCGCCCUCUAAUGAUAUUAUAACUCAUAUCUCCAAGGGGCUGAAAGAAAAUGUUGCGAUUCUAAAGAAAAUUGUACAGUGAUCCUAAUGCUAUUGGUCCCUGACCUACGGGGGGGGGUCUUUAUUGCAAAAAAUAAAAACCCAAUUUGGUCA
Esox lucius (northern pike) is the source of this 4221-nucleotide messenger RNA. RefSeq names its product carboxyl-terminal PDZ ligand of neuronal nitric oxide synthase protein. The record is from RefSeq and is a predicted model, not a curated record. The transcript has 10 exons. Gene Ontology annotation, molecular function: nitric-oxide synthase binding. NCBI's taxonomy places the organism in Eukaryota, Metazoa, Chordata, Actinopteri, Esociformes, Esocidae. Bases 358 to 1935 code for a protein of 525 amino acids.